AUGUGUUAAAUCGUAAAGGAGAUUCUGCAGAAUUUGGACGCCAGCGUCUUUUCGGGACCGCAAGUUAUGGGAUUGCCAUAGCCACUCUUGGAUUUAUGACAGAUAGAUUGAAUUCACUUUACAUCAUAUUUUUUGCAUAUGCAAUAUUCAUGGGGAUGCUUUUAUUAGUUCUGUACCUAACACCUCAGAAGGAUUUUAAGAUAGACCAUCAUGAUGAACUAAUUACAGAUAAUAUAGACCUCGACCAAUUUGGACGUACGUCAAAUGAAAUCACCACACAAAUUGUAGAUAAAAAUAUCAUGGAAACGACGCCACCUUUCAUGGAAUC
This is a messenger RNA of Racocetra persica, 328 nucleotides long. The record is from the annotation of a GenBank genome assembly. NCBI's taxonomy places the organism in Eukaryota, Fungi, Glomeromycota, Glomeromycetes, Diversisporales, Gigasporaceae.